Messenger RNA from Mollisia scopiformis, 708 nucleotides. RefSeq lists its product as uncharacterized. Lineage: Eukaryota; Fungi; Ascomycota; Leotiomycetes; Helotiales; Mollisiaceae. The coding region runs from base 91 to 708 and encodes 205 amino acids. The transcript has 2 exons. The record is from RefSeq and is a predicted model, not a curated record.
GUAACACAUAAUCGCACGUAAGUUCUCUCACGGCGCAACCAUUCUAAAUCUAACUUCUUAUGAGGAAACAUCUCAACUUCAUCAUCAACCAUGUAUACAACUACCAACCGCAACAUCUUCAUCCGCCCACGCAAAUCCCUCCUCCCACCAACCUUCCUCAAAUCCCUCUGGCUCUCAACCUUCCUGCCCCUCAACGUCCUCAUCCUCUGCAUCCCCGUCCUGGCUUUCCUCCUCGCGUCUUCCAGCGAUCCAUUCAACAUCAGCAAACACUGCACAACUCGCACGCACUCCCUCUCCAACAAAAACUCCUGCGAAAACACCGCCGAGUUCGUCACCAAUUUCUUCAGCGCUCUUGUUGUGUUAUGCUUGAUUAUCAUCGCGCUGGGUGUCUCGGUGUUAUUGACAGCGGUGUUUGAGAAAGUUUGGGGCCAUUGUGGGUGGAAGGGAAAUAGAGUGGGUAGGACAUUGAGGAGAAUUUGGGGGUUUGGAGAUGGAGUGGAAGUUGGGAGGGAGAGGAGGGUGCUGAAUGUUUUGGGGUCAAGAGUCUAUCUUCCGGACGUGGUGAGAGAUGACGAUCGGGUUUGUGGGAGAUGUAGUGAAGGAGGCGUUGCAUCCUGGGGCAUUAUUGGGAUUGACGCUUUGAAAAGUUCGGUGCAUACUCCAGAGCUUUCUUGGACAUUCGAGGAGGUAAUUAUCGCUUGGUAUUGA